Solanum dulcamara is the source of this 2057-nucleotide messenger RNA. RefSeq names its product pentatricopeptide repeat-containing protein At1g71060, mitochondrial. The record is from RefSeq and is a predicted model, not a curated record. NCBI's taxonomy places the organism in Eukaryota, Viridiplantae, Streptophyta, Magnoliopsida, Solanales, Solanaceae. The coding region runs from base 162 to 1787 and encodes 541 amino acids. The transcript has a single exon. Gene Ontology annotation, molecular function: protein binding.
GGCUUCCCACAAUCUAUACAUAACAUAAAAAUUAUUUCCCAUUUUUACUCCAAGCUGCCUUCACCAAAUUAAUGAAUAUAUGAUAAAUUUUAAAAUUCCAUUCAUCUUCCCUAAUUCUGCUUUCCCUUUUUUCCCGUUCCCCAUUUUCUCAGUUUUCAAAAAUGGCUCCCCGUCGAUUCCUCAGCCGCAUUCCUAAAACCUCUAAAACCCUAAUCCCUUCACUUCACAACUCCACAAACACCAUAAAAAAUGGACCCCAAAUUCACAAAUUUAUCUCCUUUUUUCGAAUUUCUACUGUUUGUAGUACUAGUACUAGUAGUUCUUUACCCUUAGUCAGAUCAAUUCAUUACGAUUCAGUGAAUACCCAUGUCAAUUCCAAUGCUAAUCACCAAAACCCAAAUCCCAAAAACCCAGAAAUUAUCCAGGAAGCAGAAAGAAUCUGCAAAAUUUUACUGAAAAACACUGAUGUUUCGACGAACAGUGUUGCUGAUUCUUUGAAUUCUGCUUCAGUAAAUGUGAGUCCUUUGUUAGUUAAUGAGGUUAUAAAGAAGCUCAGCAAUUCUGGGGUUUUAGCUUUAUCUUUCUUCCGUUGGGCUGAGAAGCAGAAUGGGUUCGUGCAUACUGCAGAGAGUUAUCAUGGUUUGCUUGAAGCUCUAGGAAAGAUCAAGCAGUUUAAGAUGGUUUGGAUUUUGAUUGAUGAGUUGAAAAACAAAGGGUUAUUGUGUAAAGAAGCUUUUGCACUCGUUUCGCGGAGAUUUGCUCGUGCGAGGAAGGUUAAAGAAGCUAUCGAGGCGUUUGAGAGGAUGGAGAAGUAUGGAUUGAUGCAUGAGUUGCAAGAUUUUAAUAGAUUACUUGAUACAUUGAGUAAGUCUAGGCAUGUUGGGAAUGCACAAGAGGUGUUUGAUAAAUGGAAGAAUAGGAAAUUUAAGCCUAAUAUUAAGUCGUAUACGAUAUUGUUAGAAGGUUGGGGUCAAGAAAAGAAUUUGUUGAGGUUGAAUGAAGUUUAUCGCGAGAUGAUGGCUGAUGGUAUUGAGCUUGAUGUGGUGAGCUAUGGAAUCAUGAUCCAUGCUCAUUGCAAGGUUAAGAAGUAUGAUGAGGCGAUUGAGUUGUUACACGAAAUGGAAAGGAAGAAGAUUAAGGCGACGCCUCAUGUGUAUUGCACGUUGAUAAAUGGUUUGGGAUCGGAUAAAAGGUUGAUUCUGGCUCUUAAGUAUUUUGAGCUGUAUAAGGGUAGUGGUUUUGAGCUUGAGGUGUUUACGUAUAACGCGAUGGUGGGAGCUUAUUGCUGGUCUUUGUGUAUGGACGAUGCAUAUAGGUUAGUUGAUGAGAUGAGGAGAAGUAAGAUUGGUCCAAAUACCCGAACAUAUGACAUCAUUCUUCACCAUCUUAUAAAGGCCAGAAGAAUGAAUGAAGCUUAUACGGUGUUUCAGAAAAUGAGCAAUGAUCCUGGCUGUGAACCGACUGUGAGCACAUACGAGAUAAUGGUAAGGAUGUUCUGCAACGAGGACCGGACAGAUAUGGCUCUAAGGGUCUGGGAUCAGAUGAAAACAAAGGGAGUUCUUCCUGGAAUGCAUUCGUUUUCCACGUUGAUUAACAGCUUUUGUCGUGAGAAUAGAUUGGAUGAUGCCUGCAGAUACUUUCAAGAAAUGCUUGAUAUGGGCAUGAGACCUCCACUUCCAUUGUUCGAUAACCUAAAACGCGCACUUCUUGACGAGGGAAAAGAGGAUACUGUUAAAGCUUUGUGGAGGAAACUUGAGAAACUAAGGAAAAGUCCUUUAGUUGGCUAAAGACACCUUAAAGAUGGAAUCAUUUUAAUGUAGUAGUAGUAUUUUUGACAAUUGAAUUGGUUGAAGUUUAUUGUACCGUCAAUGCGUUUCAUUAUGUCCAUUUCUUUUUUGUCCCCAUUUUUAAAGCUUUGUGGAGGAAACUUGAGAAACUAAGGAGAAGUCCUUUGGGUUGGAUAAUGUUUAGCUUAAGAUGGAAUCUUUUUGACAAUUGAACUGGUUGAAUUUUGUUGUAGCAUCCAUAUGCUUUAUAAUGUCCAUUUUCUUUGUGGU